Molecule: messenger RNA, 1257 nt
Organism: Funneliformis geosporum
Lineage: Eukaryota; Fungi; Glomeromycota; Glomeromycetes; Glomerales; Glomeraceae
Source: the annotation of a GenBank genome assembly
AUGUUUUCGUUUCGUCAAGUUUCGGCGGCAAGAUGUUGGGAUUUACCAGAUUUUUUAAGUGAUGCAAAGAUAUUAGCAAAUUGCGAGACAAAAAUCAUUAACCCGAAAUCAUUGACCGGAAUAAACCUAAAUCAAGUAGCUUCCAUGUUUGAUAUAAAAUUUACUUGUUUAUCAAAUGAUCAGGUUUUAUGUGAUAAGGUAUUAAAUUCUUAUAAUAAAGCGGGGGAAAUAAUAAGUUCAACGUGGAAAUUAAAUACUCCUAUAACGAUCAAUGCAACCUUUGGAGAUUUGUGCGGUCCAACCUGCGGAACGAGUGAGAUUGGACCGAUAGGUGCAGCGGGUCCAGCGAGGUUAAUCGAGAUGAAAGAUGAUGAUGGAUUGAUAAGGUUAUACCCUCAGGCUUUGAUAAAACAAUUUCAAUUAAAGAAAGCACCCGAAUUUUCUGAAUUUGAUAUAAAUGCGGGAUUUAGCUCGAGGGCAAACUUUUGGUUUGAUGGGGACCCACAAAUAUCUCCCAAUCAGACGGAUCUUGUUUUGGUCGUCGUGCAUGAAAUGAUUCAUGGGUUAGGGUUCGCCAACUCUUGGAGGUAUCCAUUUGAGAUGAACCCAAAUACUCAAAUAGAUUUCCUCACUCCCAUCUUAUUAACCGAAGAAGUGAAUGGUAAGAUAAUAUUUGAAGGGUUUCAAGAAUUGGCAUUUGAUAGGUAUUUGGUAUUCUUACCUUCAGGUAAACCACUUACGUCAAUAACAACGGAAUUAAAUAAAUUUGCUGGUAAAGGAACAAAAUUUUCAUCCGUGGAUGCCUUCUUGAAUAAAUGGCUUAAUUCAGUCCAAUACGAGUUGGCCAAAUCAGUUUACAUCGCUGCUACGACUCCACUUGGAAUAGGAUUUUUACCGAGAGGUUUAUCGGAUUUAAAUUACGCGAUCCCAUUAGAAACCUCAAUCAAAUAUAGGGUUGGUUCAAGUAUAGGUCAUUUGGAUUCAAGCACUUAUAAUAAUACUGCGGAUUUCCUGAUGAAAUUUGUCGCCACCAAAGGUGCGACUUAUGAGAAUCUCACUAUAAUUAAUGGGAAUCACAGUGAAAUUAUUGGUCCUGCCACAAGAAGUAUUUUGGAAUCCCUUGGUUAUUCUUCCGAUAAUAAUCUUGAUCCUUAUAGGCCCAAAGUUGCUGAAUCAAAUGAUGCUCCUAAAAAAGUCAACCUUCUUACAUCCCUCACCUUAAUUUUCUUUUCUUGUAUCAUAAUUUUAAUCUUUUAA